CAAAACAAUGACAGGAAUCAAUCUGCUGUAUCAUGAGUACAUUUUGCUGCAAGUUUUCUUCUUAAAGUAAGUUUUACAUAUAAAGGUGCAUUUUUAUAUUGUAGUAUUACAAUAUAAAAGAAAAGUAUUACACUUUUACUUAAGAAGCAGAUCUGAAUAUGUCUUCUACCACAAUAAUAUCACAUACUUUACCUAGUUUUCCUUCCAUAGUUUUUGAAAUGUCAUGAAAUUGUAUUUGCUUGCUUCUGUAAUACCAAGAUUUUGACAGAUUUAACACACAUAACCUACAUUUCAGUAUUUUCUGUCCUUUCUUCAUUGUUGUGUUGCCGUUAACAAGCUAAAUGUCACACAGUCUAGUGUAUAGUAGAUGUGCAUUUAUCACAACAGGCUGUUUUUAAUACUUGGUAUUUGUGAUACAAGAAGGGCAUCAUGUUUGCAUUCCUAAGCUAAAAUGUUCCUCUUACUAAAGUCAUGUGCAAACGCUCCUGGACAGGAAAAUAACAACUCUUGCUGACUCAUCCAUGUGUGUUUUAUUCUUUUGUUUUUCUCCCAAGGGGACUAAUGCCACGGACGCUAGACAGCCAGAUCACAUUAGAAAAGACUCGUUACUUUGUCACCAGAGAGGCACCCAGACGCAUCUCCAACAUGUCCCAUGGGACCAAGCUGAUUGUUGUGGUGCGUAACCCAGUCACAAGAGCAAUCUCCGACUACACGCAGACUCUUUCCAAGAAGCCCGACAUCCCUACGUUUGAAGAGCUGGCCUUUAAGAACCUAAGCCUUGGUCUCGUCGACUCUUCCUGGAACGCUAUUCGGAUUGGGAUGUAUAUUCUGCACCUGGAGAACUGGCUGCAGUAUUUUCACCUUUCGCAGAUGCAUUUUGUGAGCGGGGAGCGGCUGAUCACGGAUCCGGCAGGGGAAAUGGGCCGCGUUCAGGACUUUUUAGGACUGAAAAGAAUAAUCACAGACAAGCACUUCUACUUUAAUCGAACCAAAGGCUUCCCCUGUCUAAAGAAGCCGGAGAGCAGCAGCCAGCCGCGCUGCCUCGGCAAAUCCAAGGGCAGGACUCACGUACAGAUCGACCAGGAGGUCAUAGAUCAGCUGCAGGAGUUUUAUAGGCCAUUUAAUAUCAAAUUCUAUGAAACUGUGGGACAAGACUUCAAGUGGGAUUAAGAGUGCCGUACAGAAACAGGGCUGUUUUUAAAAUGGCUACCUCUGGAGACAUUGAAAUACAAAUGAGAGUGUCUUCAACAAAAUGUGUUCAAAUGACUUGAAUUGAGCUAUGUAUAGAUUGACAAAAUUUAUAUAGAAUAAGAUACAACUCAGACAUUAAAAUAAAAACAUAUGAAAGGUGUUACAUACUGGAGUUGGGUCACAACAAUUGCCAUUUCUUUAAAAUAUAUAUAUACAAAACCAAGUGUUCUUGACAUAUGGAUUCAUCAACAGGCAGGGUUAAUGAUUAACCAAGUCAAUAGCAAGCAAUAAUCACAAUGCCUUCAUGUCAUUUAGUCACACCAGACCUACAUUAAUGACGUUGUUUGAAUAUUCAUUGCCUAGAUUGCUUAUUUAUUCAUAAUUUCUGCACAAACUGAACCAGCAGCUUUGCCAUUAAAAUGAGCUCUCAACAUGAAGUUCCAGCAAAAUGUCAAAUGAAUAAUCAAAUCAGCCUGUUAAUUAUUCUGCAAUGAAACUUAUUGACAAAAGUUCAUAGGCAGCAGUGACAAAUAUGCUGAAUAAAUGUACUAUAACUGAGAAGGAAAACUCAAUAUGUAAAGAUAGAUGCUAUAACACUGAUAAAGGUUUACUGCUUGUUGAAUUUCAGCUCUUUCUGUGUCAGUAUUUUUGUUGUGAUCAUCCAAAUAAAAGGCAGAAUUCUUAAAUUCAAGUAUUUAUUUGAAAUAUUUUCUACUACAUACCUACACGUAAAGUAAGUAGCAGUGUUUUUUUCUUAAGAUGCCAAGUUAUAGUAUGCAGUGAUAUUUAUUCCCUAAAUGUGUGGUGUAUUCUUGUCCUCCUAAUAUAGGUCAGUAUCUAAUGUAACAAAACAAGUGCAGCACAUACAUUUUGGGGUUUUCAUAACACCUGAUGUCAGUCUCUGUGACAGGUACUUAAUUCAUAACCUAAUGACUCAUGCUAAAGUUACUAAAGUCUAUAUCAAAGCUUGCAACCUGCCCCAUCUUCAAAGUUCUCCACACAAAAGUUACAUUCAGAAUUCAUGUGAUUUAGGAAUUUACCUGCACAUUUGAGCAUGACUUUCACCCCCAUCUCCUGGCCAUAUUUCAAGGAAUUAACUUUUGUAUUGAGCCUGUUGAAAGAUAUAUCAUUCCUUACCAAAUGCUGCC
Messenger RNA from Micropterus salmoides (largemouth bass), 2339 nucleotides. RefSeq names its product heparan sulfate glucosamine 3-O-sulfotransferase 2-like. Gene Ontology annotation, molecular function: [heparan sulfate]-glucosamine 3-sulfotransferase activity. The record is from RefSeq and is a predicted model, not a curated record. NCBI's taxonomy places the organism in Eukaryota, Metazoa, Chordata, Actinopteri, Centrarchiformes, Centrarchidae.